Venustampulla echinocandica is the source of this 243-nucleotide messenger RNA. RefSeq lists its product as uncharacterized. Lineage: Eukaryota; Fungi; Ascomycota; Leotiomycetes; Helotiales; Pleuroascaceae. The record is from RefSeq and is a predicted model, not a curated record. The coding region runs from base 1 to 243 and encodes 80 amino acids. The transcript has 2 exons.
AUGGACACCGGGCUCGUUUUCGGAAUGGAGCCGCCGCCACCAGGCCAGGUGGCAAACUUUGUCAAUCCCGACAGCGAUGGCUACAAGAUCAUUGUGCUCAAUGUGGUCAUGCUUGUUGUUACAGCCAUUGUGACAGCUCUACGAUUGUACACGCGGAUAUAUAUAGUUAAAAAAAACCUUGCGUUGGACGACUACUUUUUGCUGGCAGGAUGGGUACAAGUAUUCUUUGGACCUGUCCCCUGA